CCAAAAUCUUAGCGAAAAAACACUACGCUCAAAAUAAUGGCUGAAGCAAUAGUGAGCUUCACCCUCACAAAACCAUGCAUCAACAGUUAUCUUCAUGCUGCCAAAUCGGACAGCUGUCCUUCUUCAAGAUUGCUUAGGAGAUGUUCAAGCACUAGGCUUUUCACUAAUGGGUGGCAGCAGACUGAAGGCAGCAACAGCAGAAGAAGGGCAGCUUCAGUUAAAGUGAAUGCUUUCCCAGAUUGGCCUCUAAUGGCAGUUUUAGUUCAUAAUGUUCAACAACUUGAUGCACAAAGAGAAAUUAUCACCAACAAAUCUAUCUGGCAUCUGAGUGAGGAAGCCAUUAAAAACGUUUAUACUUUCUACAUCAUGUUCACUUGCUGGGGAUGUUUGUUUUUUGGUUCCACCAAAGAUCCGUACUAUGAUUCCGAAGUAUACAGGAAAGAUGGUGGAGAUGGUACUGGACAUUGGGUUUAUGAGAAGCAAGAGGACAUUGAAGAAUCUGCAAGGGCAGAGUUGUGGCGUGAGGAGCUGAUUGAGGAGAUUGAGCAGAAGGUCGGAGGGCUGAGAGAAUUGGAAGAAGCUGGCCGCAAGUAGAAGCUUAUUGAGUUAAUUUUAAUGUUUAUACAUCUCCCCUUUUUCUCCAUUAUAAAGACCAUGCAAACAUUAGUGUAUAGUGUAUUUAAUCAACUUUGAUAUGUCAUUGACAGAAAGAAGCUGAUCAGGAAAUUAAUUUACAGCAAACCUUGUUACAUGCUUGAAAUGAAUGAUUGUGGACUCGCAUUUA
This is a messenger RNA of Theobroma umbraticum, 784 nucleotides long. RefSeq names its product NDH dependent flow 6 (gene PNSB4). NCBI's taxonomy places the organism in Eukaryota, Viridiplantae, Streptophyta, Magnoliopsida, Malvales, Malvaceae. The record is from RefSeq and is a predicted model, not a curated record. Gene Ontology annotation, cellular component: NAD(P)H dehydrogenase complex (plastoquinone); chloroplast thylakoid membrane. Gene Ontology annotation, biological process: photosynthetic electron transport in photosystem I.